Coccomyxa subellipsoidea C-169 is the source of this 307-nucleotide messenger RNA. RefSeq lists its product as hypothetical. NCBI's taxonomy places the organism in Eukaryota, Viridiplantae, Chlorophyta, Trebouxiophyceae, Coccomyxaceae. The record is from RefSeq and is a predicted model, not a curated record. The transcript has a single exon. The annotation marks the transcript as partial.
GCUGCAUAGGAUCAAUGCCACAUCAGCUAGGAUGCAAAGCAUUGCAUUUUUCUAUAAUCCCCAAUUUGAUUUUUUCUCGCUUGGCUUCAUGCCUUGUUGAGCUUCCCAGCUUCCCAUUGUUAGAGUACACUAGUGCCACGCAGAGGACGUUCGUGGAAUGCGUCUUGUGUGAGAAGAGAUCUGCAGAGAUUACUUUGCACUUAGGUGAUUAGUAUGUUCAGUGAUGAUGCUAGCAGAGCCAUGGAUGGUUCUGCAGCAUAUUUGCAGACUGAUGCCAAUAAAUUGGAUUGUAACGUUGAAAGAUAUG